AGAACUUUUCAUAGUGAAAGAUGUGGAGACUUAAGUUGGGAAAGGGAGAAAAUGAGGAAUAUUUAUUAAGUACAAACAACUUCAUUGGAAGGCAAACAUGGGAAUAUGAUCCUGAUGCAGGCACACCUCAGGAACGAGCUCAAGUUGAAGCUGCACGUCAAAGUUUCUACCACAAUCGAAAUCAUGUCCAAUGUAAUAGUGACUUGCUUUGGCGAUUUCAGUUUCUAAGAGAGAGAAAUUUCAAACAAACAAUUCCAAAAGUGGUUGUGGAAGAAGGAAAUGAAAGUGGGAAGAAGGAAGUAAUCAUAAAGAAGGAAACCGUAAAGAUUGCAUUAAGAAGAGCUGCAACUUUCUUUGUAGCCUUACAAAGCGACCAUGGCCAUUGGCCUGCAGAAAAUGGUGGCCUUUUGUUCACUUUACCUCCUCUAGUAUUUGCGUUGUACAUCACAGGACAUCUUAAUAAAAUACUUUCAGAAGAGCAUCAAAAGGAAAUCCUUCGUUGGAUAUAUUGUCAUCAGAAUGAAGAUGGCGGAUGGGGAUUAAACAUUGUGGGAGAAAGUUGCAUGUUAUGCACCACUCUAAACUACACUGCGUUGCGUUUGCUUGGGGAAGGAGCUGACAAGGAUGGCUGUAGUAGAGCUAGAAAUUGGAUUCUAGAUCAUGGAGGUGCUCUCUACACACCUUCUUGGGGAAAGAUUUGGUUUGCGAUUCUGGGGGUGUACGAAUGGGAGGGAAUAAACCCAAUGCCACCAGAAGUUUGGAUGUUUAGACCAGAAAAAGUAGGUAUAAAUCCUGGAGGUCUUUAUUGCUAUUGUCGAUUGACAUACCUUCCAAUGUCCUACUUAUAUGGGAAGCGUUUCGUGGGACCUCUCACUCCUCUCAUUUUACAACUACGACAAGAAAUUUACAUUCAAUCUUAUACCAACAUCAAAUGGAGUUCAACUCGACAUUAUUGUGCAAAGGAGGAUAAAUGCUUUGAACGUCCACUGAUUCAGUUAGCAUGGGAUGCUCUUCAAUACUUUGGAGAACCUAUUCUUAACAGUUGGGCAUUUAAAAGUCAGAAAUCUGCAAUCCAAAUAACUAAGGAACAUAUUGAUUAUGAAGAUCAUUGUAGUCAUUACAUCACACUUGGAUGUGUGGAACCAUUAUGCAUGGUUGCUUGUUGGGCGGACAACCCUAAUGGCGAAGCUUACAAGAAGCAUCUUGCCAGAGUCAAAGAUUAUUUAUGGAUGGGUGAAGAUGGAAUGAAGAUGCAAAGUUUUGGAAGCCAAUCUUGGGAUGUUGCCUUUGCAAUUCAAGCAAUUCUUGCUACUAAUCUUCACGAUGAAUUCUCAGACGCACUAAAAAAAGGGCAUGAUUUCAUUAAAAAAUCACAGAUCAAGGAAAAUCCUCAUGGCGAUUUCAAACGAAUGUAUCGUUACAUAUCAAAAGGAGGAUGGACAUUCUCAGAUCAAGAUCAUGGAAUGCAAAUUUCUGAUGGCACAACAGAAAAUUUAAUGUGUUGUUUGAUACUAUCAACAAUGUCUUCCGAUAUUGUGGGAGAUCCUAUGGAACCACAAUGUUUUUUUGAUGCUGUGAACUUACUUCUUUCCUUACAGGCAAAAAAUGGUGGAAUGGCGGCCUGGGAGCCUACUGGCAUUUUACCUUCAUGGUUGGAGCUACUAAAUCCAGUGGAAUUCUUCGAAUACACAGUACUGGAGCUUGAAUACGUAGAAUGCACAGCAUCAGCAAUACAAGCUCUAGUGCUAUUUAAGAAGCUGUUUCCAAGUCACAGGGAGAGAGAGAUCAAUAAUUUUAUAGAGAAAGCAACAAAUUACAUCAAACAAAUUCAGAAAGAGGAUGGAUCAUGGUAUGGAAACUGGGGAAUAUGUCACAUUUAUGCUACAUAUUUUGCUAUAAAAGGAUUAGCAGCAGCUGGAAACACUUAUGAAAAUUGCUUUGCAAUAACAAAAGCUGUGGAAUUUCUACUUAAAAUUCAAUGUCCGGAUGGUGGAUGGGGAGAGAGCCAUCUUUCCUGUAUUAAAAAAAUAUAUAUUCCUCUUCCAGCCAAUACUUCCAAUCUAGUUCAAACUUCUUUUGCUUUAAUGGCUUUGAUCCAUGCUCAACAGGCAAGGAGGGAUCCAACUCCUCUCCACCAUGCUGCUAAACUGCUAAUUAACUCUCAGUUUGAAGAUGGUGAUUACCCUCAACAGGAAAUAACCGGGGCUUUUAUGAAGACUUGCAUGCUUCAUUAUGCAUUAUACAGGAAUGUAUUUCCCCUAUGGGCACUUGCAGAGUAUUAUAAUUUGGUUUCAUUGCCUUAACUCUCUACAUACAAGAAUUUUCGUACGUAUAUUGUGAAUCUAGUGAUGGAGAAACAUUUUGGAUUCUUAUUUUACCAAAUAAAUAAAACUUUGCACUAAAGUAAGUUCUAUAUCUAUCAAUGAUUAAUUUAUCAUUGAUAGUUAGUCAACUUUCCUGGACUUAGACUACUCUGGGAAUAUCAACCUCAUGCUUCCUUAUAGCAUUUGUUUG
Messenger RNA from Benincasa hispida (wax gourd), 2514 nucleotides. The record is from RefSeq and is a predicted model, not a curated record. Lineage: Eukaryota; Viridiplantae; Streptophyta; Magnoliopsida; Cucurbitales; Cucurbitaceae.